Messenger RNA from Dicentrarchus labrax (European seabass), 699 nucleotides. It is a transcript of the gene immp1l, whose product is annotated as inner mitochondrial membrane peptidase subunit 1. Gene Ontology annotation, molecular function: serine-type endopeptidase activity. The record is from RefSeq and is a predicted model, not a curated record. Gene Ontology annotation, cellular component: mitochondrial inner membrane peptidase complex; membrane. Bases 117 to 629 code for a protein of 170 amino acids. The transcript is spliced from 6 exons. NCBI's taxonomy places the organism in Eukaryota, Metazoa, Chordata, Actinopteri, Moronidae.
UGCUCGACCAAUGAGAGCAGCGAUUGUAACGGAGCCCUUGGACGCUGUGAAAAGGAAGUGGAAUUUUGUUUUGAACUGCAUGUUCGGAGGAGCAUUGAAUCACCCAGUAGGUGGAGAUGUUCCGCAGUGUGCUGCUGAAGACCUUGGGGUUUGUGGGCUACACGGUCCAGUAUGGCUGCAUUGCACAUUGUGCCUUUGAAUACAUUGGAGAAGUUGUGGUGUGUUCUGGUCCAUCCAUGGAGCCCACCAUUGUCAACCAUGAUAUUGUCUUCUCUGAACGGAUGAGUCGUCAUCUUUGCAAAAUACAAAAGGGUGAUAUAGUAAUUGCAAAGAGUCCAUUUGACCCGAAUAUGAACAUUUGUAAAAGGGUAAUUGGAUUGGAGGGUGACAAGAUCUGCACAAGUGGCCCAUCUGAUCUGUUCAAAACCCACAAAUAUGUUCCAAAAGGCCAUGUAUGGCUAGAAGGGGAUAACCUUAGGAAUUCCAGUGACUCAAGGAGCUAUGGCCCAAUUCCCUAUGCCCUCAUCCGAGGGCGUGUUUGCUUAAAGCUUUGGCCGCCACAUAGUGUUGGGACCCUCAGUGAAAGCCCAACCAGACGGAUCAUUAAAACUGAUUCAGACUCAGAUUGACUGAUUCAGUGUUCAUACUGUACAUUACUUUGUUUUCAAACAUUUUUGAAUAAAGCUGAUAUUUAUUUAA